Messenger RNA from Rosa rugosa (rugosa rose), 1218 nucleotides. Its product is annotated as fasciclin-like arabinogalactan protein 14. The record is from RefSeq and is a predicted model, not a curated record. Lineage: Eukaryota; Viridiplantae; Streptophyta; Magnoliopsida; Rosales; Rosaceae. The transcript has a single exon. Gene Ontology annotation, cellular component: plasma membrane. Bases 78 to 932 code for a protein of 284 amino acids.
AGGCUUUCAAAGCAAAGACCACCAAAAAAAGAAAUUAAAAAAAUAACAACUAAUAAACUUCAGUGCAACUUUCAAAGAUGGAGACGAAUAAAGCUAAAGCCUCUAUCUCCUUCUUCCUUCUCAUGAUGUUGUUAAUAAGCUCUUGUUCGGCUUUCAACAUCACCAAGCUCCUCGAAAAGGAAGACGAUUUCAGCAACUUCAACCAGCAGCUCUCCCAGACCAAAAUCGCCGACCAGAUCAACAAGCGGAGCACCAUCACCGUCCUCGCCGUGGACAACAGCGCAAUAGGCGGCCUAGGUGACGACAGCUCCGUAACGAAGGCGAUCAUGAGCGUCCACGUCAUCCUCGACUACUACGACAAGGAGAAGCUGACCAAGCAUGCAAAGACCAACAAGAGCGCCAUGCUGACGACGCUGUACCAGACCUCCGGGUUGGCUAAGAACCAACAGGGCUUCCUCCGAGUAGCAGCCGACGACGGUGAGAUUACUUUCGGGUCGGCAAGCAAGGGUGGACAAAUGAACUCCAAGCUGGUCAAGUCUGUGACAGCUCAGCCCUUCAACAUUUCCGUGCUUCAGGUUAGUUCCAUCAUAGAGGUUCCCGACAUUAAUGCUAAUCCUUCCCCCGAAAAGGCUCCUGCACCGAAGAGGGGGAAGCCUCCGAGUUCGUCCGACGACGCCGACAGUCCCUCCGACGACGACGCUGACAGUCCCUCCGACGACACAGCCGACAGUCCCGGGGACGACUCGGACUCUGAGGCUCCCAGUCCGUCGAAGCACCAUACACCACCCAAGCCUAAGGAUGAUACGUCAGAUUCGCCAUCGUCGAGUCCAGCGCCUGCGCCAGGUAAGAGUGAUGCACGCGCCACCGCUGCGGAGAUGGGCGUUGGGGUUGUUGCUAUGGGGUUAGUUUCGGUGUUAGUUGCCUUCUUUUGACGAGCAUGAGAUAAACGGAUACGGCCAAUAAGAAUAUGUAACUGAAAAAUCAGCUACCUCGAGGGUAGAAAGAUUUGAAUCUGAAUUAGUUUGUAAGGCAUUGAUAUAUCUGUUCUGUAAAAGCUUGAAAACUCAAAGAAAAAGAGAGCGAGAGAGAGAUUUUUUAACCGUCAUCUAAAUAUGCAUAGGCUUUUUGCUUGUUAUUAAGAACAUCGAUUAGUUACAACUUACUAGGGAUUGAUCAAUACAAUCAUGAAGCUACUAAGUAGGCAUUUCUAACCAAAUA